Messenger RNA from Fonsecaea multimorphosa CBS 102226, 2826 nucleotides. RefSeq lists its product as uncharacterized. Gene Ontology annotation, biological process: proteolysis; glutathione catabolic process. Gene Ontology annotation, molecular function: protein binding; peptidase activity. Bases 1 to 2826 code for a protein of 941 amino acids. The record is from RefSeq and is a predicted model, not a curated record. Lineage: Eukaryota; Fungi; Ascomycota; Eurotiomycetes; Chaetothyriales; Herpotrichiellaceae. The transcript is spliced from 3 exons.
AUGGCCCCAGCUGAUUCGGUCGAGCAGAACGGGUCACCUCACAAAUCACAUUCUACCGCCUCAAGCGAGCCCGACGGCACUGAACCCUCCGAUGAGGGCAUUUCCCAUGCGUCCGAGGAGCCUGCCUUGACUUCACUGAGAUGUCGACCAGCUCUGGUGAAGCAUGCUCUCCAUCAGAUCAAGGCUCCGGGUAGUGUCCAAGCGCUUGCUGUCGACGAUGAUGUGAUAUUUGCCGGCACUCAAGGGGGAAACAUUGUCGUUUGGUCUCUUGAGACAUACGAGCUCCUGGCUACGGUCCCUGCUCACAAAGAGAGUGUCCUCAGUCUCACCCUCUCAGAUGACAAGACGCUCCUGUUCUCCACUGGUGCCGAUGCUAUUGUCAAUGUCUGGUCUACCGAGUCUCUACAAAGACUCUAUUCUCUAUAUUCGCCCUUUGAAAUUGGCGAUGUCUUCUGCGUGGUCCACUCUGCCAGAUCCCAGACUCUGUUUUGGGGCGCCCAGAAUGCUAGCAUUCAGUGGUACAAGCUCAACACCGAUACUGCUGUCAAAUCUCCCGCGUCAAACCUUGCGCCUGGCUCUCGCAAACACCGCUUCUUCGACUCUUUGGGCCCUGGGGGGAUAGCCAAUGUCAUUGCAGAUGAGGGUGCAGUCAACGGAGCUAGCAACCAGGGUGGUCGAGCUUUGACCGCUCCAAGCCGCAACUAUCUUCCAUACGCCCACAAAAGCUAUAUUUACAGCAUGCUACUGGUGAAAGGUCUCUUUACUCGUGGCAGAGAUGAGGAAGUUCUCAUCACUGGUGGAGGUGAUGGAACCAUCAAGCUCUGGUCGGUUGACGAUCUCGCGGAAUCUGGGCCAAAACAGAUCACAAAAUUCAAAAACGCAGAUUCCAAUGUGUUGAGUCUCUCAUACCGUGGCUCCUUCCUUUAUGCUGGUUUGUCGGACGGCCGCGCUCACAUUUAUAACCUCGCCUCAAAUCAACUCGUGCAGAAGCUACAGGUUGACCAUGGCGACGUCAGUCAGAUCCUGGUGAGCACAGAGAGCAUCUUGUGCGGAACCAGCCAAGGAUGGAUCAAGCGGUACGACGACCAUUUCGCAGAGCUUGAAUCAUGGCAGGCUGCUGCCGGAAAGAUUCUAGCAAUGGGCUUGACAACAACCCCUGAUCACGACAUGCUGGUGACGGGUGGAAACGACAGUGUCGUAUCUUUCUGGAGCGGCAAGCCCGGCUCCCAGAACUCCGUAGCUGCUUCUGCAAGAAGCAAUGACGAACUCGUCAACGCUCUUCGAGAGUUUGUGGCGUAUCGCACGGUGGCUCUGAAUCCAACGUAUGUCCGAGAUUGUCAUGAAGCGGUCACAUUUCUUCGUAAGAAAUGUAAUGCCUUUGGUGCGACUACCCGCCUCCUGUCGCCACAAGAAGGUGUCAACCCGAUACUACUCGCAAGAUUUCCAGCAUCCAAACCUACCAAAUCAACGAGAUCGAUCCUUUUUUAUGGCCAUUAUGACGUCGUUGACGCAGAACUUGACCCCAACAGCUCAAAUCCAUCCUGGAAUGGGGAUCCAUUCGCCCUACAACCAUUAGACGCGUACCUUUACGGCCGUGGCGUGACCGACAACAAAGGUCCCAUCCUAGCGGCCAUCUACGCUGUCGCCGACUUGGUCCAACACGGUUCCUUGUCUUGCAAUGUGACAUUUCUACUUGAAGGCGACGAAGAAGCCGGCUCACGAGGGUUUCGUCAGACAGUUCAAUCUGCCCACGACGCUGUUGGGCCAGUGGACUAUAUUCUGCUAUCCAACAGUUACUGGCUCGAUGAUCACAUCCCCUGUCUUACAUUUGGCAUGCGUGGAGUCAUUCAUGCCUGUGUCAGCGUCACUUCGAAUCGACCGGACCUGCAUUCGGGAAUGGAUGGCAAGUCCGUCCAGCACGAGCCACUCAAGGAUCUAACAGUUUUACUCGCUGCCCUUAUCGGCUCUUCUGCCACAAAGGUCACGAUCCCGAACUUCUACGACACGGUUGAUGAGCUGUCUGAAUCAGAAGUCAAAGCCUAUGCCGCCAUUACUUCAUCUCUCCUUCCCGGCCACCCAGAGAUCAAGAAUGAGAAGGCCUUCGCCCUCUCGCUCAUGCAACGGUGGCGGUAUCCCAACCUGACUGUGCAUCGUAUCGAGGUGCCCGAGGCAAAAACUGCCGUCACCAUCUCUGGCUCUGCGAAGGCGACACUCUCCAUUCGAAUCGUCCCGUCACAGACGGCAGAGCAGAUUGCCCAGUCGUUGACAGAAUACCUGCAUGCCGAGUUUGGGAAGUUACAGAGCUCGAAUGCUUUGGAGGUUACCAUCACGUCAAAAGCGGACCCGUGGCUCGCGGAUGUCAAAAGCGAGAUUUACACGACUCUCAAAGACGCCAUUGUUGACGUGUGGAAUCCUGACAUGGCUGCGCACCAGCAGCGAACAUUCAAGAUAUCCACCGAAACACCAUCCAAACCCACGCCCAACCCUAAGGCCUCCCCCUCCUCAUCGUCAAUAGCCGUAGUCCCCGAUCCCACCCCAUCCACAGCCACAGCCGCAGCCUCACACCGCACAUCCCACCGCCGCGCCUCUUCACUCGCCACGACCGGCUCCUUCCCGCCAUCCACUCUUCCCCGCGAACCGCUGUUCAUCCGUGAAGGCGGUUCCAUCCCCGCGAUAUCGUUCUUGGAGCAUGAAUUCCAGGCCCCCGCGGCCAUGUUCCCGAUGGGCCAGGCGAGCGACAAUGCGCACUUGGACAACGAGCGCAUGAGGGUGGAGAAUCUGUAUAAGGGACGGGAGGUGCUCAGGAGGGUGUUUAGCAGCUUGUGA